This is a messenger RNA of Gastrolobium bilobum, 1241 nucleotides long. RefSeq names its product U11/U12 small nuclear ribonucleoprotein 31 kDa protein. Gene Ontology annotation, molecular function: zinc ion binding; RNA binding. Bases 57 to 869 code for a protein of 270 amino acids. The transcript is spliced from 2 exons. Lineage: Eukaryota; Viridiplantae; Streptophyta; Magnoliopsida; Fabales; Fabaceae. Gene Ontology annotation, cellular component: U12-type spliceosomal complex. The record is from RefSeq and is a predicted model, not a curated record. Gene Ontology annotation, biological process: mRNA splicing, via spliceosome.
GAUAAACAGUGGAGAAAACCCUCUCACUCCAAAGAGAGAAGAAAAAACAAGCUACAAUGACUAAGAAGAAAGAGAAAGCGAGAGAGAGUGAGAGCGAUGAAGACGACAUGUUCUUCUACCGUUACUGUGGUUCAUCUUCAUCAAACGCAACCCAAACCCAACACCAACACAAAAUCAACGACACCAAAAACACCACCACCACCACCAACAACAACGGAUCAGGACCGUUGGCGCCGUCAAAAUCAACGGUCUACGUAUCGAACCUCGAUUACUCCCUAACAAACUCCGACAUCCACACACUCUUCUCAACGUUCGGCCGCAUCGCCCGCGUAACGGUUCUCAAGGACCGCCACACGCGCCUCAGCCGGGGCGUGGCGUUCGUCCAGUUCGUGUCGCGCGACGACGCACGAAGUGCCGCCGCCCAAAUGCACCGCAAAAUCCUCAACGGCCGGACGCUAACGGCUUCGAUAGCAGCCGACAACGGCCGCGCCCCCGAGUUCAUCCGGAAGCGCGUUUACCGGGACGACGGCCGUUGCUUCGAGUGCGGGGACAGUGGCCACCUGUCCUAUGACUGCCCUAGGAAUCUGUUAGGCCCGCGGGAGCGUCCCCCGCCUCCGAAAUGCGGCGGCAGGAGAGGGUUCGGGUUGUGCCGAGGUAAGGAGGAUGAGGAGGAGGAUGACAAGGAGGACGAUGGAUCGGACGGCGGCGGCAGGGACAGGUUUGAGGAUGAUAAUUGGGCUUCGGUUGUGGAUAAUGGGGCUGAUGAGAGGCUGUUGGGGAUGAAUGAAAAUGUUGUGGCCAAUAAGAAGAAGAAGAAGGAGAAGAAAGCUGGGUACUUUAGUGAUGAGAGUGAUGAUGAUGAUGAUUGAUUGGUGAUUUCUUUUUGUAAAGAAAGGGGCACAACAAAAUUGUUAAAAUUUGGGCAAGAUUUGAUGCAAAUGAUAGAUUCACGUCUGGUUAUUGUACUAUGUCUGGAGAAAUCUGGAAACAUGGAGAAGCAAGCAAUAAUCAGUUGUAUCUUGCAGUAGAUUAAACUCUAGCAGUGACACAUGGCAUUUUGAGAGAAUGUAGUUUAAAAGAUUACUCAAUGAGUUGAAGAUCACAAGCGAGGGGUAGUAUAAUUAUUCUGUGAUAGGCUAUACUCCGUGUUGAAAAGAAUCUUGUUUACCAUUACAUGAUCAAACAUACAGUUCAUUGGGGACAAGAUCGAAGAUGGAGUUAUUAACAUGAUUUAUACUCUU